Molecule: messenger RNA, 1073 nt
Organism: Moneuplotes crassus
Lineage: Eukaryota; Ciliophora; Spirotrichea; Euplotida; Euplotidae
Source: the annotation of a GenBank genome assembly
UAAUUGAAUAUUUAGAAAUAUAUCAUAAAUUAGUCUAUGGAUAGCCAGAUCAAGGAAGAAGCUGAAAAGGUUGAAGAAUUAGAAGAGGAAGAACAGGAUGAAAUCAAGCUAAUAGAUGAGCUACAAGAGCAAGGGAUCGGUAUGGGAGACCUCAAUAAGCUCAAGGCUGCAGGAAUCUGCACCAUCUCUGCAGUGCUUAUGACUACAAAAUAAGGAGCUACUGAAUAUUAAAGGAAUCAGUGAACAGAAAUUAGAGAAGAUUUUUGAUGCAGCUCAGAAAGUAUCCAACUGAGGGUUCAACACUGGCCUUCACUUUUUGGAAAAGAGGAAAAAGAUGGUCUUUAUCAGUACAGGCAGCUCCAAUUUUGAUACACUUCUUUGUGGAGGAAUUGAGACUCAGUCUAUCACUGAAGUUUUUGGAGAAUUCAGAACAGGAAAAACCCAACUUGUUCACACAGUUUGUGUGACAGCUCAACUCCCGAAAUCAAUGGGCGGCGGCCAAGGCAAGGUUAUCUAUAUAGAUACUGAGUGUACUUUCAGACCUGAGAGGAUCAAAAAGAUAGCUGAAAGAUUUGAUCUUGACCCUGAAAAGACCCUUGAGAAUAUUUUAGUAGCAGAAGCAUGGACUGUUGAUAGAUUAAACCAACUGAUCUCUCAAGCAGCAGGUCUGAUGAUGGAGGACACUUUUAGUCUAGUAGUAGUUGACUCCAUCAUGGCUCCUUUCAGAGUUGACUUCUCAGGAAGAGGAGAACUUAGUGAGAGACAACAAGUUCUUGGUAAGACUCUAAGUAGACUCCAUAAGAUUGCAGAGCAAUUCAACGUUGCUGUCUUUAUGACUAACCAAGUCAUGGCGGAUCCAGGAAUGAAUGCAGCUUAUGCAGUAGAUCCCAAGAAACCUAUAGGAGGGAACAUCAUGGCCCAUGCCUCCACCACAAGGCUCUAUCUAAGGAAGGGUAGAGGAGAGCAAAGAGUCUGAAAGAUCUUUGAUUCACCCUUAAUUGCAGAAGGUGAAUGUGUUUUCCAAAUUACAGAUGGAGGUAUUGCAGAUGUUGCUGACUAAAAUUUCAAUCUGA